Messenger RNA from Eptesicus fuscus (big brown bat), 1338 nucleotides. It is a transcript of the gene SYNPR, whose product is annotated as synaptoporin. The record is from RefSeq and is a predicted model, not a curated record. Lineage: Eukaryota; Metazoa; Chordata; Mammalia; Chiroptera; Vespertilionidae. Gene Ontology annotation, cellular component: synaptic vesicle; synaptic vesicle membrane. Bases 197 to 1054 code for a protein of 285 amino acids. The transcript has 6 exons.
CGCGGGCUUCGAGGAGCGCCCAGCGCAGAGCCAGUGCGGGGCACCCCGCUCCCCCAGGGCCCUGUCCGCACCCGGCCGCUCCGGCCUCGCUCCUCGCCCCCUCCCGAGAGGGGGCUCUGGGCCCCGAGGACCAGCCCGCGGCGGCCCCCGAACUUCCCUGGACAGGGAACCGUGCGGGAGGACACCGAGCAGAGCCAUGGACCCCGUGAGCCAGCUGGCCUCGGCGGGCACCUUCCGAGCGCUGAAGGAGCCCCUCGCCUUCCUGCGAGCCCUGGAGCUGCUUUUUGCAAUCUUUGCAUUUUCAACAUGCGGUGGCUAUUCUGGAGGCCUGCGGCUGAGUGUGGACUGUGUCAACAAGACGGACAGUGACCUCAGCAUUGACAUAGCGUUUGCCUACCCAUUCAGGUUGCACCAGGUGGCAUUCGAGGUGCCGACCUGCGAGGGAAAGGAGCGGGAGAAGCUGGCGCUGACUGGGGACUCCUCGUCUUCCGCAGAGUUCUUCGUCACCGUGGCCGUCUUUGCCUUCCUCUACUCCUUGGCCGCCACCGUCGUUUACAUUUUCUUCCAGAACAAGUAUCGGGAGAACAACCGGGGUCCGCUCAUUGACUUCAUCGUCACUGUAGUCUUUUCGUUCUUGUGGUUGGUGGGUUCAUCAGCAUGGGCGAAAGGACUGUCUGAUGUCAAGGUCGCAACGGAUCCCAAAGAAGUGUUGUUACUGAUGUCAGCUUGCAAACAGCCAUCCAACAAGUGCAUGGCUGUCCACAGCCCCGUGAUGUCCAGCUUAAACACGUCUGUGGUCUUUGGAUUCUUGAACUUCAUCCUCUGGGCUGGAAACAUCUGGUUUGUUUUCAAGGAGACCGGCUGGCAUUCCUCAGGACAGAGGUAUCUUCCGGACCCAAUGGAGAAGCACUCGAGCAGCUAUAACCAAGGCAGGUACCACCAAGACAGCUAUGGGUCCGGAGGCGGGUACAGCCAGCAGGAGAGUUUGGGGCCAGCCUCUGAUGAGUUUGGCCAGCAGUCCAGUGGCCCCGCCUCCUUCACCAAUCCGAUUUAACAGGGUAGUAUUUGCAUUCCUCUGGAGAUAGCCUUGCCAUCUUCCAGUGGCAGGAGAGUUUUUUAAGCAUUUCAAUCACUUAUUAAUGCAGAGAGUGUUGAAUGUAAAUCAGAGAUCUGUAUUCUUCAUUAAGGCAGAAAGGCUGUGUCAUGCUAAAUGGUACUCAGAGACAAGAUGACAUGAGGAGAUAUGUCAUUCAUCAAAGAUGGCUAAUUGGAUAUUGUACCUUGUUAUAUACACAGAUAUAUGGUCAUUUUGUAUGUGUGUUGAGAUAGUAGAAAUGU